AUGGCGUUUGAAAAUAUCCAAGAACCAGACGGGGAGAUCCUAAAGAAUGUAUGGGCGAAUUUCAUCAGAAAACCAGAAACUGAUGAACGAUCACCAGAAGUUUCUACCGUUUGGGAAGCAUUGCCUACCAUUGAUGACGUACCAGGAGAAUCUAAAGACGACAUGAGUCACAUGACAAAGCUUCCAAGCCUAGAUAUGUCGAUGGAGGUGAAAGAAUGGGCAGAGAUUAUUGACGCCAUUGCUUCUUUCCCAAACGAAACCAAUCAUGACCCAUUAACCAACCCUACCGGUUCCUGUUCUUUGUCUUCUCGUGUUUCUUGCAAAACAAGGAAAUACGUGGGGGAAAUUUGCAGCCGAAACGGUGCUAGGGUUUGGCUCGGGACGUUCAAGACUGCAGAAGAAGCAGCUAUGGCUUACGACAAAGCCGCGGUUAGAACUAGAGGAAUUCAAAAAGCUCACACCAACUUUGAACUCGAGAUGUUUAUAAAAGCUAUGGAAAUGGAUUGCCCUCCCAAGUUACUAUUGAAAUUAAACUUGAUUUUGAUCAAGGUUUAA
Microthlaspi erraticum is the source of this 555-nucleotide messenger RNA. The record is from the annotation of a GenBank genome assembly. NCBI's taxonomy places the organism in Eukaryota, Viridiplantae, Streptophyta, Magnoliopsida, Brassicales, Brassicaceae.